Messenger RNA from Caenorhabditis remanei, 378 nucleotides. RefSeq lists its product as uncharacterized. The coding region runs from base 1 to 378 and encodes 125 amino acids. The transcript is spliced from 6 exons. Lineage: Eukaryota; Metazoa; Nematoda; Chromadorea; Rhabditida; Rhabditidae. The record is from RefSeq and is a predicted model, not a curated record.
AUGGACGAAGCCGCAAUUCCACCAGUUCAAAAGAACCCAGAAAUCGCUGAUCAAGGAGUCGCCCAAGAAGUCAAGGAAGGAGCUGAACUCCAAGCAAGAGAACUUGUCGACGCCGAUGCAGCUCCAGCUCCGGCACCACCUGCACCACAAAAUAAUCGAGAAGAAGAAUUGGAGAGAAUCUUGGAAGAGGUCUUCGGACAUCUAAGAAAUCGCAAUCGGGAGGAAUCUUCUCCUCCACGUCAAAACCGUCCAAAUGUUCCACGGGGGCGCAAUGCUGUUCCACGCAUUCCUGGAAGUGCUCCACGCGUCAAUGUGAGCCGUGGGAGAGCAAAGCGGGUGAAUACUCGCGUUGCCAGAAAACGUCCCCAAAAGAAAUAG